AUGACCCUAAGCUUCUUUGAUCAGUUUGCUAUUCCUAAUUUACUAGGAAUCCCAUUAAUUAUUCCAGCUUUAUUUUUUUCACCAACCAUUUGAUUUUCUACCAACCGACUUAUUCAAAAUCGUUACUCAACCAUUCAAUCCUCACUCAUCAUUAAUGCCACAAAACAAAUAAUAUUACCCAUUAGUAUUGCAGGACAUAAAUGAGCAAGUACUUUUAUAGCACUCCUACUAAUACUUACACUACUUAAUACCCUAGGAUUAUUACCUUAUACUUUUACCCCAACCACCCAACUUUCAAUAAAUAUAGCUCUUGCCAUCCCAACCUGAUUAAUAACAGUCUUAAUUGGUCUACGAAACCAACCAACCGCUUCACUGGGCCACCUUCUCCCAGAAGGUACACCAACACUACUUAUUCCUAUGUUAGUAAUAAUUGAAACAGCUAGCUUACUUAUUCGUCCAAUCGCACUGGGCGUACGCCUAACAGCCAACCUAACAGCCGGACACUUAUUAAUUCAACUUACCUCAACAGCAGUCUUAGCCCUUAUAAAUUCUAUAACUUUAACCGCAUCAAUUACUCUUAUUUUACUAAUCUUAUUAACCUGCUUAGAAAUAGCUGUUGCUUUAAUUCAAGCAUACGUCUUCGUACUACUUUUAACACUAUACCUACAAGAAAACAUCUAA
Molecule: messenger RNA, 681 nt
Organism: Podarcis muralis (Common wall lizard)
Lineage: Eukaryota; Metazoa; Chordata; Lepidosauria; Squamata; Lacertidae
Source: the annotation of a RefSeq genome assembly